CAUUGUUGAAAGGUUAACUGUGCGUACUGCGUACUACAGAAUGAAGCACGGCAGCGCCGGUGGAUCCGCAGCUGCAGCACGCUGAAGGGUGUCAUAAGAUCAUUUGAAGGACUCGCUAUGUGGGUUUUUUCACAUUUUAUACCCGUUUAGAGAUUUUGUUCUGGAAUUGAAAGACAACCGGAAGACUCAUCUUUGCCGUUGUCAUCAACCAUUCAUUCGUGUUGCAUGGCGUUACUGAGAAGGCCCAUGUGGAGUUUACCGGUUGGUCCGACCCAAGUGAUGGCCGCGGUGAAAGAUGGACCGUGGAAGAGCCUGAGCUCUGGGAAGAAAGUAGCUUUGGCUGCUGGCCUUUCUGUGGGGGCCACUGUGGGAUACCUUGUUUACCGUCACAUUCGAAGCAGCAGUGUGCAAUGCCAAAGCAAAGAGGAGACCAGAAUAUCCGUUCCUCUUGAUGUGUACCGAUCUAUUGCAAGAUAUCAGAGCACCUUUCUAGACAUAGUGAAUCAGAAGUCUGGUGCCCAGAUAAAUGUGCUGCCGAUCACUGAACAGCAGAGCACGGUGAAUUUUCUGGUCCAGGGCUCACCGGAGCAGAUUCUUAUGGCACAGUGUGCUCUGGAGAAACUGGCCACCGACUGUGAGGUCACCACUGAUGUUAUAGACGUGCCUCAGACGGCAUUUGGACGAAUUAUAGGUCGUGGUGGUGAGACCUUGAAGUUCAUAAACAGAGUCUCGGGGGCCAGAGUGAACUGCUCUAAAGAUCGUGGACACAGCUUAGAUGAGAAGGGCAAGAUCAUGAUUACCGGCACACGCAAGGAAGUUCAAAGUGCAAAGGAGAUGAUCAUGGAGAAGGUCAUAGAGAAUGAAACUGUGCGAAAGCGAAUAAGUCAGGCUUCUGCCCUGCGUCAGAAGAGGAAAUCGCCGGAAACGGAUCAGUUUAACAAGGCUCAAGGACCUGAGAAUGAAUUAUUAAAGCUUAAUGGAAAAGAUUUACCUUCCCCAGUGACUGAGCUUAAACAAGAGGGGCCUGUUACGGUCAGCGGCUUUACAGACAACAGUGAUACAGCUGAAAACUCCCUUAAAUCAGAAGAGGAGGAGGAGCAGAUUCUGUCUCCAGUAUCGCCUUUGGAGAUCUACAAAUUUGAAAUUCCUAGUCCAGACCUGAGCUUCCAGCCCGAUGAGCAUCUGGAGGUGUAUGUGUCUGCCUCUGAGAAUCCUCAACACUUUUGGAUCCAGAUCCUAGGGGUCCGAUCUCUACAGCUGGAUAAACUGACGGCUGAAAUGAGCCGUUUCUACAACAGUGAUACCUCACAAGAGCACAGAGUGGAGACCAUUAUUGUUGGAGACAUAGUGGCUGCUUCAUACAGGGACCAUGGCACGUGGAAUCGUGCUCGAGUGUUGGGAAUUCUGGGCUCUGGCCUGGUGGAUUUGUAUUACGUGGACUUUGGGGACAACGGGGAGCUUCCACGGGAACAUUUACGAAGCAUGAGAAGUGACUUCCUGAGCCUGCCCUUCCAAGCCAUUGAGUGCAGCCUAGCUGGGGUUCGUCCAGCAGGAGAGGUUUGGACUGAGGCAGCCCUGGAUGAUUUUGAACGCAUAAUAUACUGUGCUGAAUGGAAACCUUUACUGGCCAAAUUGUACAGCUAUUCUCAUUCUGAGAUCUCAUCCUGGCCCAGUGUGAAACUCUAUGACAACAGCCAGGGAAAGGCUCUGGAUCUCGGUAAAGAGUUGAUUCGUCUCGGUCAUGCUGUGAGCUGUGAGGAUGAAGGGAUUGGGCUGAGGGGAGACUGGGAUGAGUCCAGAUCACUGCAGAAGAUGCUGGACGACAUGACCGGAGCGACAUCAGAACUCAGUAUGUCCUGUAUCAGUUUGUCAGUUCAGCAGAGUUUAACCAGUCCUCGGGAUGGCGUAUUUGAAGGUACAGAAUAUCCAUGGAUAAGCAAGCAGCUGGAAUGGUUUUCAUCUCUCACAAGCUCUUUGGAGAUGGAGCGAGCAGACGUGGACCAGAGCCUGUGUUUUGGACUCAUGUCUUCCUCUUCCUUAAUUCACUCCACUCCAUCUCAGAACCUGAGUGAUCUGGUCAGCCAAAUACUUGAGUCGUCUUCCUCCAUGCUAGACCCACCAAUCCAAUCAAAUAACUUAACCCCUGCAUCACCAUUACACGUGCCAUCAGUGCAGGAAAUCUCAUCUUCGUCUCCAUCUUGUGUGGAGGCUGUGACAUCAGCGCUGGAUUCCUUCACUCUUAGUGAUGACGUUUUCCUUGGGACGAACUCUUACAGCAGGAAGAAUAAGAUGACAUCUUCUGCAUUAGAAGAGACGGGUUCAUCUUGUACGGUGGACAGUUCCAGUGGAAAUGAAGAGAGCAGCAACAGCAGUGAUGGCAUCAGAGGAGUGUGGUAUUACCUCACUUCCUCUAGGGACUCCUCUGAAGCGUCUCUCAGCACCACCAUGCCUCAGUCGUCCACUACAUCUUAUUUGACAGAAUCUUGUGAUGAAACCGCUGCUUCCUCUGGCUCUGUGAUUGAACGGAGUUCAGAUUCAUCCAGGAGUGCUGAAGAUGCUGAAAUGCCACUCAGACCAGCUAAUCGGGCUCAUCCACACCCGAAUCCAGAGGUCAUCACUCUGAGUGACAGUAGCAGCUGUGGAAGUGACCUAAUUAACACUUCUGAAGAGUGUAAACAUAAGUCCUUUACAGAAGGAAAUUUAGAUAAACCAAACCCACUAAAAAGUGAUGUGAAAUGCCAGAGGUCAAGCUUGUGUGAUGAAAUGCUACAUAAUGAAGCAGGAAGUGCAACUGAAGGAAGAGGACAAGAUUUUCUGGAACUAAAGAACAUGGAUUUCAAAACUGAAACAGUCAACAGUGGUGAAGACAAUUCAAGAGAAGUUGCCUCAAUUUCUGGAAGUGUGGAUGACACUCUUGAUGAGGAAUUCAACUGACAAAAGACCAAAAACAUAUAUGCCUUGAUAUUGAGACCAGUUGUUAUCCUCAUUUAGCAUUCGACACAUGCUUCCUGUCUCUGAAAAAGAGCCUUACUUGAUUACGCCACCUGCUCAGACUGCCUGUAUUUACUGCAUACGUUCUCUCAUUUAAGGAAUGAUAUUCACAGCUUGUAUCUUGUCUGAACUUUUCUGGAGAUCUGGAAGACAUUUGAUGGUUUAUUUUUACUGUUUACUGUUCUCAUUGUGUUCAUCUCAUUUACAUAUAUAACGUUAUGUCAGUCAUUCUUUGCAUUGCGUUGAUCGUCUGAAGAACAGAUGAAAGACGGUUAAAGAGCAGAGCUCAGGGAACUCAUGAUUGAGUUAGUUAGAAACCUCAGUAUUGUUGCAGUGUAGCACCAAAGUUCCUUUUGGGUUGUGUUUAGCAGUGAUAUGAUGGUUCAGUUUGUUGAUGGAUCUUUUUUUUUUUUUUGUACUGUUUGUAUUCUGUUUCUCAUUUUCUUUGUCAAGUUAUUUAUGUUGUGAAUUGAGUUUUAUUACAUUGAAUGCUAUGGUAUAUAUGUGUAUACAAUCAAAUAAAGACUAUUAUUAU
Sinocyclocheilus rhinocerous is the source of this 3526-nucleotide messenger RNA. RefSeq names its product tudor and KH domain-containing protein-like. Gene Ontology annotation, cellular component: P granule. The transcript has 16 exons. Gene Ontology annotation, molecular function: RNA binding. The coding region runs from base 226 to 2934 and encodes 902 amino acids. Lineage: Eukaryota; Metazoa; Chordata; Actinopteri; Cypriniformes; Cyprinidae. Gene Ontology annotation, biological process: piRNA processing; P granule organization; spermatogenesis. The record is from RefSeq and is a predicted model, not a curated record.